This is a messenger RNA of Coniophora puteana RWD-64-598 SS2, 1641 nucleotides long. RefSeq lists its product as uncharacterized. The record is from RefSeq and is a predicted model, not a curated record. Gene Ontology annotation, molecular function: nucleic acid binding. The annotation marks the transcript as partial. NCBI's taxonomy places the organism in Eukaryota, Fungi, Basidiomycota, Agaricomycetes, Boletales, Coniophoraceae. The transcript is spliced from 5 exons.
CGUCUGCGAGCUGCUGCACAAGUGUCACGGAAUGUUGGGCGAGGGCCAGCUUAUUCCCGUGUUUUGUGCUCCCAAGCCCGUUAUUUUGAAGCAAAUGGCAUGCUUUGCCCAAGCCAGCAGGGUCGGCGUAAGCGGGAGACAGGUCUCGUUCAUGAUGAGGCUUUCAUGCUUGGUUUACGUCGGUGGAUGAAGACACUAAAAGCAGGCGAGAUCACCCCGUUAAUCCUCCAGCGCCGUGUUAACGAGCAUGUUUUGCCAUCUCUAAAAUCGUCUAAAACCUGUGUCUCAGAGUCAUGGGCCCGUGGUGUCCUCAUCCAGCUUGGAUAUCGCUCGAAAAGUCACAAAAAGGGUGUUUAUUUUGACGGACAUGAACGAAAGGAUGUCCGUCAGCACCGGCAGCAGUUCUUAAACGAAUUUAACGAUGUUAAACAACUCAGAACAACUUAUGACGGUGUUAACAUGGAGCCGAUUUCACCUGCUUUACAGGGCGAUGAGUGUGAACAUGCCUGGCUAUAUCAAGAUGAGGCACCAUUCCAUGAUAACGACUUCCAAAAUGUGUCAAAGUGGCUAGGCCCAGGAGAGCAGGAGUUGAAGAAGAAAACACGAGGCCGCUUGAUGAUGGUGUCGGGGUAUAUUUGCGAGAAAGUCGGCAACCUUGCGCUUACUGAGGACUUGAUUGCCGAGAACAAGAAGCUUCCUCUGUCGGAACAACUUGUGGUGACAGAUUCUCGUGUUGUUAUCUACCCAACCAACAAGGAGAGCGGAGAUGGGUUCUGGAAUUCUCGUCAGAUGGAGAAUCAACUACGAAAUGCAUUGAAGAUUGCACAUGUCCUCUUUCCAAAUUGCGUGCGACACUGGGUCUUCGACAACUCAUCUUGCCAUAACUGUAUGCCAGAGGGGGCACUCGUAGUUACAGGGAUGAACGUUGGCCCAGGAGGCAAGCAACCCAUAAUGAAUGACACUGUCAUUCCCAUAAGCAACAAGUCUGGACGCGGUGGUCUCCCGCAAAGCUUUCAGUUUCCACUCAAUCUACCCGAUGAUCAUCCACACAAGAAGUUUGAAGGUCAACCAAAAGGAAUGAGGGUAAUUCUCGAGGAGCAUGGAUAUGUGCUUGCAAGACCUGGCACAAAGAAGGGUGGCAUCCCGGGCGACUGCCAAGCAUGCAAGUCCCAUAGGGCUCGGGUCAAAGCGAAGGAAACUAACCGUGAUGAGCUUGAUUCUGCCUCCUCAGAGAUUGAAGAUGGUGAAGCCCAGGAUAUUCGACCAGUUGACUGCUGCAUGCGACGGCUAUUAUCCAUGGAAGAGGAUUUUUGUGCACAGAAGUCAUCGUUGGAAUUGAUCAUUGCCGAAAGUGGUGGCAACGACAUCUGUCACUUCUUGCCCAAGUUCCAUCCGGAAAUCAACCCAAAAGAGUAUUAUUGGGGAUGGUGCAAGCGAUACUUCCGCGAACGCUCGAAUGGCAACUUCGCCCACGCCAAAAAGCUCCUUCUUGAAGCUUUGAAUUCCUGCCCUCUCAUAACCAUUCGUAGAUUCUUCCGCCGGGUUGAGCGCUACAUGGACGUCUAUUCUCUUGGAGCCACCGGCAUGGCUGCAGAAUAUGCAGUGAAGAAAUACAAAUCUCACCGAGGGGUUUCUCAGCGG